CGCCGCCACCAGCCAAACAAUAACCACUUGACACAAAGAGGGGAAAAAGGGGAAGAGCGAGGAAGGAAGGCCAGGCAGCAGGCAGAGGGAAAGACUAAUCACUCACUCACUCACUGUGGCACCCACCCACCCACCGGCUUGACUGACUGUACACUGACUGGCCGCCUGUGUCGGAUGGGAUGGAUGUGUGUGUAUCAUCUCUUCCCCGGGUCAGCCUGCAUUUCGAUGUACGUGGGCGGCGGACGAUAGCCUGCGGCAGCCGCCGCCCCCCCAUAGCCGCCCCCAUUGGUGGUGCCGCCCCCAUAGCCGCCAUAUGGGGAAGGGGCGGCCGGCUCAGCGUAUGUGCCGAAUGUGCUGGGCUGUGGUGGCUGGUACGUCUGGCCCUGGUCGUGGCUCACAGGCUGGCCCAUGACGACUGGUUGGGUGCCGCCGCCGUACUGGGGGUUGGUGGUGUAUGUGGGGGGGAAGGCUGGCGACGCGACGAUUAUCUGACCGGCCCUCAGCCGCUGAAACAGGGCGUUGCCCCAUGUGAAGGCUGCAGAACGGACAUCAGGGACGACAGACAGACGGAUGGACCGGACAAUGGGCGUGUGUGUGUGUGUGUGUGUCCAUGUUGUUGGCCUGCCUACCGAGAAAGUUGACGAUGAAAAUGCCGAUGGCGAUAAUGAUGUUUACUAUGAAAAUGGUGGUGAGUCGGCUGACUAUUUUCUCCACUUCUUUCUCGGUCAGCUCCUCGUUGGUCUCGGGGUCCUUACACACUGUCUCCUCCGUCUUGCUGCACACACACACACAGACACACACACACACACACACAGAACAGGGGAGAACGGGACGCGAUGCAGACAGAUGAAGUGUAGGUCAGGAGGGGCGUGAUGAGGGCACUCACUUACCACUCCUCCUCGAUUCGUUGGUAGAGCACCAGGGUCCAUAUUAAGAGGAUGAUGGAUAUGAGCGUCAGCACGGCUUGGAAGCACGCACAACCGCAGAAGAACCCCAGCAAACCGGCGCUGUUCUUUCGCGCACCUGACAGAUACGGACGGGACGGGCAAACACAUACCAUACACGAUCAACAAGGGCUGGGUGAAGUGAAGGAUGGACAUGCCUGCCUGCCUAGCUGCCUGCCUCACCGAUAUAGCCGCACGCCGGAAUCGAUAUCGCUAUACAAAACGCGACAACAGCUAUCGCUGCCACACACCAGCACAGCACGACACAACAAGGACAUGAGAGAUCAAGGUACCCGUUUCUCUCCAUGUUGCGGUGCUCACCUCCUUUCGAGGGAUCUCCGACCAGCGCUGCAAUCAUGUUGAGGAGGGCAAACAGCGCGAGCACCACCGAUAUGUGCAUCACCUUCCUCGUCAGCUUCGCUAUCUCAGGAUCUGGUAUAUGGCCAAUCUCCAGCCCCAUCACCGUCACUGGAGUCCCCAUCGCCACAUCGGGAGCGGCGGCCGGCUGCAUCAUCUUGACAAUACCUGUCUUGUCCUGACGCGUGGCACAGUGGCACUCUCCUCCUUCUCUCGAAAAGGCAGUUGUUGCGGACGAAGGUAUCUCUUCCUCUCCUCGCUAAAAUGGCGCGCGAGCGCUACGCGGAAUGAUGGGGAACGAACCCUUCC
Vitrella brassicaformis is the source of this 1610-nucleotide messenger RNA. Lineage: Eukaryota; Vitrellaceae. The record is from the annotation of a GenBank genome assembly.